Molecule: messenger RNA, 2860 nt
Organism: Rhagoletis zephyria (snowberry fruit fly)
Lineage: Eukaryota; Metazoa; Arthropoda; Insecta; Diptera; Tephritidae
Product: V-type proton ATPase catalytic subunit A-like
Biological process (GO): proton transmembrane transport; ATP metabolic process
Cellular component (GO): proton-transporting V-type ATPase, V1 domain; lysosomal membrane
Molecular function (GO): ATP binding; ATP hydrolysis activity; proton-transporting ATPase activity, rotational mechanism
Source: RefSeq, a predicted model, not a curated record
CGCUAUGUCGUCAGAGUGGUGCACUUGUUAUGGAUCAAUACCCGUUGAAAACCAGUGUAGAUGCGUAGCACCUCCUCCCGAAUGUAUAUGUGAAGAAACUCCAAAAAAGACACCAAGCGAGGAGGAUACGAGGCGUAUCGAAGUAGAUGAAACCAGUUAUGGACGCGUAUUUGGAGUUUCGGGACCUGUCGUUACCGCUGAGAAUAUGUCCGGUUCAGCCAUGUACGAAUUGGUACGUGUCGGUUACUUCGAACUAGUGGGUGAAAUUAUACGGCUUGAAGGUGAAAUGGCUACAAUACAGGUGUAUGAAGAAACUUCGGGUAUUACAGUGGGUGAUCCUGUGCUAAAAACGGGUAAACCGCUCUCGGUGGAAUUGGGACCCGGUAUAAUGGGCAGCAUCUUUGACGGCAUACAACGCCCGCUGCGAAGCAUAAACGAACUCACCAAAUCUAUUUACAUUCCUAAGGGUGUAAAUGUUAAAAGUUUAUCGCGUGAUAUAUCCUGGCAGUUUGAGCCAGCAAAAAAGAUUGUCGCAGGAUCACAUUUAACAGGCGGUGAUAUUUAUGGCACAGUACAAGAGAACACCUUAGUAAAUCAUAAGAUACUAUUGAAUCCACGUGCAAGAGGUACUGUGAAGUAUAUAGCGCCCGCCGGCCAGUACACAGUGGAUGAUAUUGUACUCGAGACUGAGUUUGAUGGUGUUGUGACUAAGCACAGCAUGUUGCAAGUUUGGCCGGUACGUCAACCACGGCCUGUUAUAGAAAAGCUGCCUUGCAAUCAUCCAUUGCUGACCGGACAACGUGUGUUGGAUUCACUUUUUCCCUGUGCCUUGGGUGGAACAACUGCCAUUCCGGGAGCGUUUGGUUGUGGAAAAACCGUUAUAUCACAGGCUUUAUCCAAAUACUCCAACUCUGAUGUCAUUAUUUAUGUCGGCUGUGGUGAGCGCGGUAACGAGAUGGCUGAAGUAUUGCGUGAUUUCCCCGCAUUGUCUGUUGAAAUUGAUGGUGUCACCGAGUCUAUCAUGAAACGUACCGCUUUGGUAGCUAACACCUCCAACAUGCCUGUCGCUGCUCGUGAAGCUUCUAUUUACACUGGUAUCACACUCUCUGAAUACUUCCGUGAUAUGGGUUACAACGUAUCUAUGAUGGCUGAUUCUACCUCCCGUUGGGCUGAGGCUCUUCGUGAAAUUUCAGGUCGUUUGGCUGAAAUGCCUGCCGAUUCUGGCUACCCAGCCUACUUGGGUGCACGACUGGCCUCCUUUUAUGAGCGUGCUGGUCGCGUAAAAACUUUGGGUAAUCCCGAGCGUGAAGGUUCCGUUUCUAUUGUCGGUGCUGUAUCGCCGCCUGGUGGUGAUUUCUCCGAUCCUGUCACCUCAGCCACACUCAGUAUUGUGCAAGUGUUUUGGGGCUUAGAUAAGAAGUUAGCGCAACGUAAACAUUUUCCGUCUGUCAAUUGGUUGAUUUCCUAUUCAAAGUAUAUGCGCGCACUGGACGAAUAUUACGAGGAAAAUUUCCCAGAAUUUGUUGCUCUGCGCAUAAAAGUACGGGAAAUACUGCAAGAAGAAGAGGAUCUCUCAGAAAUCGUGCAGCUAGUAGGAAAAGCGUCACUAGCCGAAACGGAUAAAUUGACGCUAGAGGUGGCAAAGCUGCUUAAAGACGAUUUUAUGCAACAAAAUUCCUAUUCGUCGUAUGAUCAUUAUUGUCCUUUCUACAAGACUGUGGGCAUGCUAAAGAAUAUAAUGACUUUCUACGACCUAUCACGCAAUGCUAUCGAAUCAACAACAACAGAAGAGAAUCGUGUUACAUGGAAUGAGAUACGCCAAGAAAUGGGAAAUAUACUGUACGAGUUGUCAUCGAUGAAAUUUAAGGACCCACAAAAAGAGGGAGAACGAAGAAUCAAGAGUGAUUAUAAAAGAUUGAAUGAUGAAAUGCAGUAUGCAUUCAGUCGCCUGUUGGAAUAAAUUAUUUUGGUAAUCGUUGUUGUUAUGUUUUUUUUUUAAUGCAUAAUGCCUUAUCUGUUAUUUUGAAGUAACCGUUUAGUAUAAUACAAUAGAGAGUCGGAAUAAAAAAUCUGUAUCCUAAAUUUACUAUUAAAUUCGUGGUAGCUUGCUAUAAGUUCGGAGGACGCACAAGCUGGAAUGACAACAACUUUCGCAGAUAAGUGACAAAAAAAGUGACAAAGCCCGGAGGGGGUUAUCUUAGUCGCAGCAGUUCAGGAAACCAAACUCCAUUUCGAUUCAAGCCCCCAGAGUCAGAACGAGUACAAAGUUUUCCGAAGAGACUCCACGCUUCGCACCAUCAAUAAAGAUGCUCCUACCAGGAUCGUGGGUGACCUUUACAGCUCAAAAAGACAAUGUCGGCCUUACUUACAGACAGCGAUUAAUCUUACAUCUGAAGGGAACAAACUCUGCCGCUGUAUGCUAAGUAAAGCACACAAGCUCCGCAUACGAGACACAUGAACUUAGUGUACUCAAGAGAGGCAAAUGCAGCUGUCAUAUAAGGCGUUAAGACCGAGCGGAAUAUUCGUGCAGAUUCUGAAAAAAACUAGGACGUGUCACUGACCAAUUUGAUGACAGCAGAAAAUCAUUCUCAUUCUCAAGCCAGGAAAGAAGGCGGAGAAUGGCAAGAGAAUGGUAUAGACCCAUCUCCCUUAUGUUUCCCUGUGGCAAAAACAAUGGAAAGACAUCACCUCUCCAGCAUAACUAAACACCUCCAUACAUCAUCACCACACAGAUCAGCGAGGGUCUAAACCCGUGCCAGUCAAAAUACACACAUACACAACUCACACUUAGGGCACUUAGCCUCACGAGGCUAAUGGCUGCCUGGCACUGAUCUAAAGCAAUGCCCACCAUGCAACCCUC